Messenger RNA from Capsella rubella, 3579 nucleotides. RefSeq names its product E3 SUMO-protein ligase SIZ1. The transcript is spliced from 17 exons. Lineage: Eukaryota; Viridiplantae; Streptophyta; Magnoliopsida; Brassicales; Brassicaceae. Gene Ontology annotation, biological process: protein sumoylation. The record is from RefSeq and is a predicted model, not a curated record. Gene Ontology annotation, molecular function: zinc ion binding; SUMO ligase activity. The coding region runs from base 456 to 3077 and encodes 873 amino acids.
UGAAAGUGGUGGUGAGAACCGAAAGUCAAAAAACACGUCUUAAGAUAUUGGUGGUGGUGGGGGAGAGACGGUGCACGUGACCGCACAGGAACUAAACCCGGACGUAUUGCCCGUCAUUAAACCGGAUUUGAUAAUCGGCGACUGGUCCGGCUGCCCUUCUUUUGUUUUCGUCUCGGCGGAUCAAACUUUUUUGUUCCUCCGUCUCGAGUUUGUGUUGUCUUUUGGACACCUAAAAAAAAAAACAAAUCUUAUCGAAGCUGUGAAAACCCUAGUUUCAAAUUCGUCUCUUUUAACCUAUCAAUUUUGGCAUAUGUCAUGAUGCAGUAUCCGAUUUCUUGAUCGGCUGCUGUAUGGAGACUGUUUGCUGUGAAUUGGUACUUAUAUUUGGAGUCUACGUUCCUGUGUUUUGAAACUGAGCUUUUUGCUUCUUCUUUGUUUGUCUGGAGCUUGAAGACAUGGAUUUGGAAGCUAGCUGUAAGGAUAAGCUUUCAUAUUUUCGGAUAAAAGAGCUCAAGGAUGUGCUGACUAAGCUGGGACUUUCGAAACAGGGAAAGAAGCAGGAACUUGUUGACCGGAUUUUGACCCUUCUUUCUGAUGAACAAGCUGCAAGGUUGUGGUCUAAAAAGAAUACAGUGCCAAGGGAAGAAGUUGCGAAACUAGUGGACGAUACAUAUAGGAAAAUGCAAGUGUCUGGGGCAAGUGAUUUAGCAUCAAAAGGACAAGUAAGUUCAGAUACCAAUAUUCUGAAAGUUAAGGGGGAGCCUGAAGAUCCCUUUCAACCAGAAAUGAAAGUUCGAUGUGUUUGUGGAAAUUCACUUGAGACAGACUCAAUGAUACAGUGCGAGGAUCCAAGAUGCCAUGUUUGGCAGCAUGUUGGCUGUGUUAUUGUCCCAGAUAAGCCUAUGGAUGGAAAUCCACCACUUCCUGAAUCAUUUUACUGUGAAAUCUGCCGACUUACUCGAGCUGACCCGUUCUGGGUUACCGUGGCACAUCCGCUCUCUCCAGUGAGGCUGACUGCAACGACCAUCCCAUCUGAUGCUACAAACACAAUGCAGAGUGUUGAGAGAACAUUUCAAAUCACAAGGGCAGAUAAGGACUUGCUAGCCAAACAAGAGUACGAUGUUCAGGCUUGGUGUAUGCUCUUAAAUGACAAAGUUAUCUUUAGGAUGCAAUGGCCUCAGUAUGCUGAUCUGCAGGUCAAUGGCCUUCCUGUACGUGCAAUAAACCGACCUGGGUCACAGCUAUUGGGAGUCAACGGCCGCGAUGAUGGACCUAUUAUCACACAGUGUAUUAGGGAUGGAGUUAACAGGAUUUCAUUGAGUGGAGGUGAUGUUCGGAUCUUUUGUUUUGGAGUUAGACUUGUGAAGCGCAGGACUCUACAACAGGUUCUAAAUUUGAUUCCAGAAGAGACUAAAGGGGAGACUUUUGAAGAUGCUCUUGCACGAGUCCGCCGAUGCAUUGGAGGUGGAGGUGGAGAUGAUAAUGCUGACAGUGAUAGUGAUAUUGAAGUUGUUGCUGAUUUCUUCGGUGUCAAUCUUCGGUGUCCUAUGAGUGGUUCUAGGAUAAAAGUUGCUGGGAGAUUUUUACCAUGUGUGCACAUGGGCUGUUUUGACCUUGACGUAUUUGUGGAGUUGAAUCAACGUUCCAGAAAGUGGCAGUGCCCUAUUUGUUUGAAGAACUACUCAGUGGAGCAUGUAAUUGUGGAUCCUUAUUUUAACCGUAUCACAUCUAAGAUGAAGCAUUGUGAUGAAGAGGUGACUGAAAUUGAAGUGAAACCUGAUGGUUCUUGGCGUGUAAAGUCCAAAAGAGAGAGUGAGCGUAGGGAACUGGGGGAACUCUCACAGUGGCACGCACCUGAUGGUAAUCUUUGUCCCUCUGCUGAUGAGGUUAAACGGAAGAUGGAAAUGUUACCGGUUAAACAAGAAGGUGUCUCAGAUGGCCCUGCCCCUCUUAAACUUGGAAUAAGGAAGAACCGCAAUGGCAUUUGGGAAGUUAGCAAACCUAAUGCAAAUGGAUUAUCUUCCAGUAAUAGGCAUGAUAAGGUUGGGUAUCAGGAGAAGAAUAUUAUACCAAUGAGUAGUAGUGCUACUGGAAGUGGUAGGGAUGGUGAUGAUGCAAGUGUGAACCAGGAUGCAAUUGGAACCUUUGACUUUGUAGCCAACGGCAUGGAACUUGAUUCCAUUUCCAUGAACGUUGAUUCGGGUUAUAACUUUCCUGACAGAAACCAAUCUGGAGAUGGUAUGAAUAAUGAAGUCAUCGUUCUAAGUGAUUCGGAUGAAGAAAAUGAUUUAGUAAUCACUCCGGGACCUGCAUACAGUGGUUGUCGAACAGAUGGUGGGCUGAAUUUUCCACUUAACCCUUCUGGAAUAAUUAACUCAUAUAAUGACGACCCACACAGCAUAGCUGGGGCAAGUUCACGCUUAGGUCUUUUCAAUGACGAUGACGAAUUUGAUACUCCCCUUUGGUCAUUUCCUUCUGAAACUCCAGAAGCCCCUGGCUUCCAACUAUUUAGAUCUGAUACUGAUGUCUCAGAAGGUUUAGUUGGCUUGCAUCAUCACGGUCCACUAAGCUGUGCUCCUGAAAUAAAUGGGGGUUACCCGAUGGCUCCUGAGACAUCAAUGGCAUCUGUUCCUGUGGUUCCUGGCUCGGCUGGACGAUCUGAAACAAACGACGGCCUAGUUGACAAUCCUCUUGCAUUUGGUAGAGACGAUCCCUCACUUCAAAUUUUUUUGCCAACAAAACCAGGUGCUUCUGCUCAGUCGGGUUUAAAAAACCAAGCUGAUAUGUCGAAUGGUAUCCGCAGUGAAGACUGGAUCUCGCUUAGGCUAGGCGAUAGCGUUACUGGGAAUCAUGGAGAGCCUGCAACUGUAAAUGGGAUUAACUCAAGCCAGCAGAUGUCUACAAGGGAAGGUUCUUUGGAGACUACUACAGUGACCGCUUCGUUGCUUCUGGGUAUGAAUGACAGUAGACAAGACAAGGCAAAAAAGCAAAGAUCAGAUAAUCCAUUUUCAUUUCCUCGGCAGAAGCGUUCUGUAAGACCUCGGAUGUACCUCUCCAUUGACUCGGAUUCUGAGUGAAAAUAUUCUUCCUGUUUUGUUCUGUUCCUGUUCUGUCUCGUCUGGGGAUGAUUCGGUGUUCCUUUGGAUUAUUAACGCUAUGCACAGAACAAUGAACAGGAUCAUCAGACAGCACACCGGAGUUUGCCAAGAUUUGCAAGAUUCUCUGUACAGGCAAGAAUUGAACCGGUAUUGAUGUUUUCUCUUGUAUGAUGUUGUUGACUCUCUUCAGUAUCGGUUCAGAAUCUUGGCCUUGUCUACCUUACACUGCAGGAUGUAUUUUGCAAAGCAAAGCACUACUGGCUGAUUUAGAUACACUAAUAGGCAAGAUAAGUUGGCACAGGUGGUUCCGGUUUAAUUGGUAAUUUUGUAUACUCGAAUAGGUUUUUUUCUUUUUAAUUGUGGACGAUGAUAAUAUUACUCGGAAGCCAGGAGCCAUAGAGAGAUAUAGCAUUGUAAAUUAUGUGCUCCAAUUUUUAUUUAUUUAUUAUUAUAAAAAAAAUGCAGCUCUUUAAAUCCUCCA